GCCGGGCUCCCCCUGUGGACAUGACCCCUUAGCUGGCGUUUUGCACCCCAGUUGUUUUGUGAUGGAGGCGUCUUUGGGGAUUCAGGUGGACGAGCCUAUGGCUUUCUCUCCCCUGCGGGACCGGUUACAGGUGGACGGCUCUUUAAAAAAAUGUGAGCAGAAUUUUAAACUACCAGGUGUUAAAAAAGAUAUUGAGAAGCUUUAUGAAGCUGUACCACAGCUCCGUAAUGUGUUUAAGAUAAAGGACAAAAUUGGAGAAGGCACUUUCAGCACUGUUUAUUUGGCCACAGCACAGUUACAAGUAGGACCUGAAGAGAAAAUUGCUCUAAAACACUUAAUUCCAACAAGUCAUCCUAUAAGAAUUGCAGCUGAACUUCAGUGCCUAACGGUGGCUGGGGGGCAAGACAAUGUCAUGGGAGUUAAAUACUGCUUUAGGAAAAAUGAUCAUGUGGUUAUUGCUAUGCCAUAUCUGGAGCAUGAAUCCUUUUUGGAUAUCUUGAAUUCCCUUUCCUUUCAAGAAGUACGGGAAUAUAUGUUCAAUCUGUUCAAAGCUUUGAAACGCAUUCAUCAGUUUGGUAUUGUUCACCGUGAUGUUAAGCCCAGCAAUUUUUUAUAUAAUAGGCGCCUGAAAAAGUAUGCCUUGGUAGACUUUGGUUUGGCCCAAGGAACCCAUGAUACAAAAAUAGAACUUCUCAAAUUUGUCCAGUCUGAAGCUCAGCAGGAAAGUCAUUCAGAAAAUAAAGUCCAUGUAAUCACCGGAAACAAGAUUUCAUUAGGUGGCUCCGCAGCACCUAGGGAGCUGGAUCAGCAGCCUACCACAAAAACUUCUGUUAAAAGGCCCUACACACAUGCGCAGGUUCAGAUUAAACAAGGAAAAGAUGGAAAGGAUGGCUCUGUAGGCCUUUCUGUCCAGCGCUCUGUUUUUGGAGAAAGAAAUUUCAAUAUACACAGCUCCAUUUCACAUGAGAGCCCUACAGUGAAACCUGUGAAGCAGUCAAAGGCUGUGGAUGUAUUCUACAGAAAGUUAGCACCAAAAAAGAAGGCUGUUUCUGCCAAAGUUAUGAAUAGUGGUGUGAUGAAGAAAACUACCAGUUCUUGCCCAGUUAGCCUGACCUGUGACUGUUAUGCAACAGAUAAAGUUUGCAGUAUUUGCCUUUCAAGGCGGCAACAGGUUGCCCCUAGGGCAGGUACACCAGGAUUCAGAGCGCCAGAGGUCUUGACAAAGUGCCCCAAUCAAACUACAGCUAUUGACAUGUGGUCUGCAGGUGUCAUAUUUAUUUCUUUGCUCAGUGGACGAUAUCCAUUUUAUAAAGCAAGUGAUGAUUUAACUGCUUUGGCUCAAAUUAUGACAAUUCGUGGAUCCAGAGAAACUAUCCAGGCUGCUAAAACUUUUGGCAAAUCAAUAUUGUGUAGCAAAGAAGUCCCAGCACAAGACUUGAGAAAACUCUGUGAGAAGCUCAGAGGCUCAGAGGCUCACACUCCCAAAUUAACAAGUGACAUACAAGGGCCUGCUUCCCAUGACCCAGCUUUUUCAGGGAAGACUGACCAUAAAGCUGCUCGCCUCAUACAAACACCUCAAGCACAGCACUCGGGGAACUUGUUGUGUAAAGGGAACAGAAGUGGCUGUUGGGGGUGUUUGGAUGUGCACACUACCGAUCUAGAAGGCUGGGACGCGGUACCUGAUGAAGCUUACGACCUGCUUGAUAGACUUCUGGAUCUAAACCCAGCUUCAAGGAUAACAGCAGAAGAAGCUUUGUUGCAUCCUUUUUUUAAAGAUCUGAGUUUAUGAUUACUUAGUUCUUCACUUACUGUUUGCUGUUGUGGAUUGUAAGGGCGGGGGGAGGCGGGUAAAAGAGUUCUUUGUAGAGCCAUAAGUUCUUGAUUAGAGACCAGGGCAGGAUGAAUAAUUUAUUUAAAAAUUUUAGUAUUUCCUCUCUUGGAAGAUUCUAAAAUAAGGAUUAAGAUUCUUUAAGGUGCCUGGGGUACUUUUUUUUUGACAAACAGCAUGAUCUUUGAGUUGGAUCUACCCUAGGAGAAUCAGUUUUUUAAUUUCCCUAAUUACUUGUCAUUGACAUAUGCUGAAGGAGCAUAGUACUUGGCAGUUCAAGGUGCAAGUCUGAAAAUUGGUGGGUGUGUUAGGGAUUAAAUGGGCUUCUUCGUACUAUGAGCUAUGUGUACUUUUGGAAAACUCAACCUGGUACUGGUGCUCUCUCCAUUCUGUAGGUUAAAACAAUUUCCUCCUCGAGGCAUAUGUUAUGCCUUUUAUGAACACUAAAAGAAAUAAUGAGAAAAUGUUUAAGGGAGAUAUCACUUAAAAUUGAAUUUAUCUGUUAAAAAAGUAUUCUGUGAAAGCACUUAUUGUAUGAAUUGCCUUUAAAAAAAAAGUUUUCUCCCUUGAUUUUUUUUGCCUUCUCUAUGCCCACCUUACACAUUCUUCUUGAAAGUUAUAUGGUGCUUUCCACAAAGUUUCUGGGUGCAUUGUUAAAUAUUGUAUAUGUUUACAGUUAGAAGCUUAAAAUAAUGCAUAUACUGGUUGAUAAAUGGAAGCUACAGGACCAAGGUGAAGACUGAUAAUCCAACAUGCUUUUCUUUUUUUUAAAUUAAAUAUUGUAGAAAGUAUUAUAUAUGUCCUCCUUUUUUCCCCAACUACCCCUUCUAGCCCGCACCCACCACCCACCUCAGGCAAAAGUAUUUUCUUUUUCUCUCAAUGUUCCCUUUUUCACCAUCUUAGGUAUAAUUAGGUAGGUGCUAAAAGGAAGAGUGAACACAGAGACUAUUAUGGAGAUUUUUCAUCUGCCUAGAUCCGUCCCAAUCUCUAUAUCCUGUUUUAACUAAAUUGGUCCUGCUCAGAGAAGGUUGCUUACUGAUUCUUGACGGAUGGGAAGAGAGAGAAUUCAGUAGGCAAAGCAAAAGACCAAAGAGAGAGGUUUAUGUAUUACUACAUUCUAAACUGAUAUCUAUCAAUGACAGUAUAUCAAACUUUCUAUGGGAAAUAAGUCAGGAUGCAGAUGUGUUAAGAAGUUUCCCAUCAUUAGAAGUCAGAGUAUAGAACCAGCUUAGGGACAUAUGACAUUCAUUUUAUUUUGAACAUUGAAGUUAGUAGUACAUCUACCUACUUUAUUUGGUAAGUAUAGUGUGUAUAUAAACCAUUAUCAUUGAUCUGCUCUGUCUUAUGCUGUAAUCUUAAAAAAAAACUUGUGUUUUUUUUUUGGUAUGUUUAAUAAAGUUAUCCUUUUAUAAAUUGUA
Messenger RNA from Myotis lucifugus (little brown bat), 3246 nucleotides. RefSeq names its product cell division cycle 7 (gene CDC7). Gene Ontology annotation, biological process: mitotic DNA damage checkpoint signaling; protein phosphorylation. Gene Ontology annotation, molecular function: protein serine/threonine kinase activity; ATP binding. The transcript has 11 exons. The coding region runs from base 62 to 1789 and encodes 575 amino acids. NCBI's taxonomy places the organism in Eukaryota, Metazoa, Chordata, Mammalia, Chiroptera, Vespertilionidae. Gene Ontology annotation, cellular component: nucleus. The record is from RefSeq and is a predicted model, not a curated record.